UCUUUUCGGUCGACAAACGACGCAUCUGGCGGGACGGAAAGAACUGGUUUCCCGCUCUGGUCGUUCCACGGCUGUGGGAAAACUGCGAUGUCUGUUUCUGCCACACGUCGCCUGCGAGGAUUUUAUGAAGUGUACUUUCUCGCGACUGCGGUAUUUUCAGUCGACGCAUCUUCACCUGGAAGUCGACUUCUUCGCUUCUGUUUUCCUUCUCGCUUCUUCGACUCAGAUUUGCCUUCCCUCGAGCUUGCCUCGCUCCGUCACGACGGCCUACCGCCGUGAUCCAGACCAAAAACCUCGCCUAGGAAGGCGACGAGGCUCGCAAUCACCGGAGGAAAACUCGUUCAAAGACACGGUUUGUGUUGCAAGACCGUCCUGCCUGACUCCUCUCGCACCUGGUGCAUGCAUCGAUUCUGUCCAUCCGUGUAUCUGAGUUGACAUGCGGUUGUAGAUGCUGGAUGCUGUCUGCUCUGGAGGCUGCAGACUCGGACCAGUGCAUGUUUAAAAAGCGAAGAAACUGCUCACCAUGGCUGCGUCGACACUGGCCGACUCAAAGGGUCGCCAGCCUGCCUCUCAGGCUCAGGAACUCCCCCAGCAAAGAGAGGAACGCUCCUCUGCGGGAAGCCAGGCUACUUGCAAGCAAACCGCUUCUGCUUCCUCUGCUUCUGUUGCUUCUGCUUCUGUUGCUUCUGCUUCUGUUGCUUCUGCUUCCUCUGCUUCUGCUUCCUCUGCUUCUGUUGCUUCUGCUUCUGUUGCUUCUGCUUCCUCUGCUUCUGGUGCUUCGUCUGCCUGCUCGGUGCCCGCUCUCGUUUUAGCUUCCUUGCUUCCUGCAGCUGCACAUCUCGAGCGGUGCUACAGCGUCUGCUGUACAGGCACACAUGUGUUUGUGGGCGGAGGCAGCAUUUCCGGUUUCGUUUGCGUCUGGAAGCUUCCCGGCGACCUCCUCAGCGAAUUCGUUGCCCAGCAGAGCGACGGCGACAGAGGCACCGAGGCGGCGCCGCUGCAUGCACGCGCUGUCCAUACACGCGGGAAAGAGAAAUCCGCAGAAUGGCAGUUUGUCGGCGUCCUCGGUUCCAUGGUGUCGCCCGUCGUUCAGCUGAAACUCAACAGCACUCGCGAGCGACUCGCGGCCGUCACACAAUCCUCAAUCGGCUACAUUUGGGACGUGAGUCCGGCGGCUCUCUCUUCUCUGUCCGCCUUGUCUGCGUCGGCGAAUGUCGCUCUUUCUUCCUUCGAGAGUUUAACGUCUUGCUCUUCCCUGCCCUCUUGGCUGGCAGAUGUCUUCGCGGGAGACUCUGCUCAAAGCUCCUCUCCGCCCACUCAGUCCAAAACGGCGCUGCCUGCCUCCGUCAGCCAUCUACUGCAUGCUGGGCCGAAGCCGGUGGCGGUUCUGGGAGGCUCGGAGUCGCCUGCAAACGUCGCAUGCGUCGAAUUCCUCCCCGAUGGCGCCAUGCUCGCUGCAGGCAGCAGCGUACCUCUCUCAGUUGACCAAGUCGGCCGCGAAGGCGCUGCCUGUCGAGCGCCGCUAAGCCUGUACCACUGCGAGUCUGGCCAACGCAUUGCGGAGUUCCCCGGCUUCGUUUUCUCCGGAAAGAAAACUUCUCACGCGCCUCGUGCUCCUCUCCUCCUCUCCAGCAUCGCCGCGGUUGCCAUGGACCCCCACAAGUUUGUGCCGCCUCUCCCAACCGACGCUUCUACUUCUCGCUCCGCAAGUCGCUGGCUGGCUGCGGGGGACGCGGUGUGCGGCUGUGUGGCUUUGCUUCUGCUUCCCGAUGGCUUGUUGAUGCAACUGCGGAGACAACAUGAGAGUCUUCUGCAUGCGUGGAAUGAAAAAGAAACGAGACGUCUGGGCCUGCACCAGCUUCGACGCAGACGCGACGAGGCCUCUCUCGCUGCCGCUGCUCAGCGCGAAUCCACGCCUGCAGACGCUGAGCCUGGGGAGAAAGAACGCAUGCAGAAACUCGAGGAGGCGGCGGCGGAGGCGGAAAAGGCCUACCAAGCAGCCCUCGCAGAGGCGGCUGCGGCUGGAGAUGACGUCAAGGAUCGCGACGAAGAAGACGAGAAUUUCGACGAAAGAAAUCCGAUGCCGUUCGUACAACCUGUUCUCCUCAACCUUCCAACCGUCGUCGCGCAACUCAGUGAAGCUGCUCCAGUAGAGAUGACGUCUAUGGCUUGGCGGCCGCGGCGGCAGGGACAUCGCGGCUCUCUCCAUCUCUACGUCGCAUGCACCGACGGCUUCGUCCGCAUCCUUCAACUGAAUCCGGUGGCAGUGGACGCAUCCUCUCAGCACACCCUUCAAGUUCGAAGCACUGUCCUCUGCAAAGUUGCCAGCGGAACUUGCGCCGGGGAUGUUCGUUCGCUGAUUUGUCUUCGGCCGUACUCGCGUCGUGGACACCUGACCGUGGCUGCAUGCAACGCUUUCGAUUUCACCUCGUUUGCGUCCUUUGCCUCCGCGUUGCCGGCUCUCUCGGACGCGCCGCCUGACCCCCAGGACGGCGCGGAGAGUUCUUCGAAAGACAACGGAUCUUCUGCGUUCUACCAAGUUCGCGUCGUCGAAGGCCUAGGCGAAGCCGGCGACGAGAUCGCUGCAUGCAUUCACUGUCAUGCAGACUUCAUUUGCGGUGUCGCCGCUUCACCCUCGGGUGUCGUUGUCGUCUCUCUCGCUGCCGACAAACGCCUUGCUGUGUACCUGCGCUCCGAGGCUGUCCAGGAUCGCCUGAAGAAGGACGAGGAAGAGAAGAAGAGACGAGAAGCAGAAGAGAAGAGGAGGAGAGAAGCCGAAGAAGAGGAGAAGCGGAGGAGAGAAGCUGAAGAAGAGGAGAAGCGGAGGAGAGAAGCCGAAGAAGAGGAGAAGCGGAGGAGAGAAGCAGAAGAGGAGAAGCGGAGGAGAGAAGCCGAAGAAGAGGAGAAGCGGAGGAGAGAAGCAGAAGAGGCACAGCGCCUGGAAGACACCGCGACAGAGUCGAAGACAGAGUCGGAGAGGAUGAGCCAUGCAGAGGAGGGAGGAGACCCAGGGAUUAACGCGGCGGGGGAAGAGGAACCAAGAGAGUUCGGACAGGCAAAACUGGGGGAAGUGACUGCGCAAGCGGACGAGAUGCGGGACGAGGGUGAGGGAGAAGAAGAGAGACCAAGUAGGCGGAAAGGAGACACUUUAGACAACGAGGCAGAGGGAGGAAGUUCCCCGAAGAGACUGAAAGCGAGUUUGUCGCCAGCGGAAGACGCAGAGGAACAUCUCCCCGAAGGAGACGAAGAUGACCUCUUUGGAGAGGAAUAAACUCACUGACAAAGUGAAAAGGCGCCGUAACUACAAGUGAACCUUUGUGCGUCGGCUUCCUUUCUUGUUUCUUUCUGUAUACACUUACAUUCACGGUAUGAAUUGAGGAGAGUGGAUGUGUGUGUUCAUCGCGUCCCCCUCCACUCCUUGCCCAGGAGUGACUGUUGGAGCAUUUUUAAUGGUGGAUUUGAAUUCUGAUUUGUUGAGAGAACUGUGCGGAAUCGGCGGUCUCUGCGGAUGCGCUUCACACUUGACAUCCAUGCAGCAGGUCACACCCUGCAUUUCACUCUUUUUACAGAAGUCCCGAUCAAUUGAUGCAUCCAGAGUCUUUCAUUCAAGGCAGAGCGAGGCAUGAAAAGCUGCUGCUUCAGGAGUCAAUCCGACAACGUUACAAAGGCUCAGCGACCCGGGUGAUGCUGUCGACGCAUGCAGAUGGACCACAGUCGACGCCUGCAACAAAUGUGAUGCGCGUAGAAUGCCUUGUGCCAUCUCACAGCAACCUGGUACACAAACGAAGCUCGAGACUUCUUAAAUGCUGCGAAGCUGCAGCAGCCGCUUC
This is a messenger RNA of Toxoplasma gondii ME49, 3830 nucleotides long. RefSeq lists its product as hypothetical. The coding region runs from base 524 to 3271 and encodes 915 amino acids. The transcript has 4 exons. NCBI's taxonomy places the organism in Eukaryota, Apicomplexa, Conoidasida, Eucoccidiorida, Sarcocystidae. The record is from RefSeq and is a predicted model, not a curated record. Gene Ontology annotation, molecular function: protein binding.